Chrysoperla carnea is the source of this 1981-nucleotide messenger RNA. It is a transcript of the gene ple, whose product is annotated as tyrosine 3-monooxygenase. The transcript is spliced from 7 exons. Gene Ontology annotation, biological process: dopamine biosynthetic process from tyrosine. The record is from RefSeq and is a predicted model, not a curated record. Gene Ontology annotation, molecular function: tyrosine 3-monooxygenase activity; iron ion binding. Gene Ontology annotation, cellular component: cytoplasm; axon; perikaryon. Bases 267 to 1877 code for a protein of 536 amino acids. NCBI's taxonomy places the organism in Eukaryota, Metazoa, Arthropoda, Insecta, Neuroptera, Chrysopidae.
CCCGCGCAAUUCAAAUAAUAAACAACAUAAUCUUUUGGUUUGUUGUGAUUGUUGGAGUUUAAUUUAUAUUAUCAUCAUAUUUAUUUAUCGAACUCAAAAAGUUUUUUUUGAGACUUUAGAAAAAAAACCUUUUUUUUAAGUCUCAUUUAUUUUGAAACUUCGUUCAAUCAUACCUUAGGGAUUGUGUUGAGCAGUGAAUUCAAUUAAGGAUUCAGGCUUAUUAUUUAUCAUUUUUUUGCGGAAAUAUACAUUCAAGUUCAUUAACAAUGGCCGUAGCUGCAGCUCAAAAAAAUCGUGAAAUGUUCGCCAUCAAAAAAUCAUACAGUAUUGAAAAUGGGUAUCCAGCGAGACGAAGAUCUCUUGUAGAUGACGCUCGUUUUGAAACCCUUGUGGUUAAGCAAACCAAACAAUGUGUAUUGGAUGAAGCUCGUUUACGAGCUAAUGAUUCAAAUGACGACUAUCAACAAACAGAAAUCGAUGUAAAUUCAUCUACAAUCGAACCAGAACAAACCAUUCUUGAUAAUGAUUCGGGUCUUACUGAAGAAGAAGUAGUUCUUCAAAAUGCACUUGCUGAAGGUGGUCCCGAAGCAGAACAAGAAAUCCAAAAAGCAGCAAUUGUUGUACAUAUGCGAGAUGGCAUGAACUCAUUAGUGCGUAUUUUGAAAGCAAUUGAAAAAUUCCAUGGUGCUAUAUGCCAUUUAGAAACACGCCAAAGUCGUACAUACAAAACACAAUUUGAUCUCCUUGUAAAAGUUGACAUGACACGUCAAAGUCUUUUACAAUUAAUUCGUUCUUUACGUCAAUCAAAUGCUCUUGAAGGUGUAUCAUUAUUGGCUGAAGAUAAUAUUUCUGUGAAGAAUCCAUGGUUCCCACGUCAUGCCAGUGAAUUAGAUAACUGCAAUCAUUUAAUGACCAAAUAUGAACCUGAAUUAGAUAUGAAUCAUCCAGGUUUCGCCGAUAAAGAAUACCGUGAACGUCGUAAACAAAUUGCUGAAAUUGCUUUUGCUUUUAAAUAUGGAGAUACAAUUCCAACAAUUAACUAUACCGAAUCCGAAAUUAAAACGUGGGGAUCAGUAUUUAACACUGUUUUGGAUUUAAUGCCAAAACACGCAUGUAUGGAAUACCGCAAAGUUUUUGCUAAAUUACAAGAAGAAGGUAUAUUCUCACCAAAUAAGAUUCCACAACUGGAAGAAAUGUCAGCUUUCAUGAGACGUGAAACUGGUUUCUCACUUCGACCAGCUGCUGGUUUAUUAACAGCACGAGAUUUCUUAGCAUCACUUGCAUUCAGAAUCUUCCAAAGCACGCAAUAUGUACGUCACGAAAAUUCACCAAAUCACACACCAGAACCAGAUUGCAUUCAUGAACUCUUAGGUCACAUGCCACUCUUAUGUGAUCCAAGCUUUGCACAAUUCUCACAGGAAAUUGGUCUUGCAUCGUUAGGAGCAUCUGAUGAUGAAAUUGAAAAAUUAUCUACUGUAUAUUGGUUCACUGUUGAAUUUGGUUUAUGCAAAGAAGGUGGCCAAGUUAAAGCUUAUGGAGCUGGUCUCUUAAGUUCAUAUGGUGAACUUCUUCAUGCAUUAAGUGACAAGCCAGAAUUACGAGCAUUCGAACCAAGUAAAACAGCUAUUCAACCAUAUCAAGAUCAAGAAUAUCAACCAAUUUACUACGUAGCAGAAAGUUUUGAAGAUGCCAAAGAUAAAUUCAGACGUUGGGUAGCAACAAUGUCCCGACCAUUUGAAGUACGAUUCAAUCCACACACCGGUCGUGUUGAAGUACUCGAUUCAGUCCAUCGAUUAGAAGCACUUGUAAAUCAAUUAAACACAGAAGUACUUCAUUUAUCAAAUGCAUUAACAAAACUUAAGAGUCCUUCAUGUUAAAAAUUUUCCAAAUUUUUGUCUAAAAAACAAAAUCUCAACUCAAAGUAUUGUCUGUGUUGUAUAUUUUUAUUGUGUAUAAAUUAUGAACAAAGAGAGAAGAAAAA